This is a messenger RNA of Priapulus caudatus, 1786 nucleotides long. Its product is annotated as 63 kDa sperm flagellar membrane protein-like. The record is from RefSeq and is a predicted model, not a curated record. Gene Ontology annotation, molecular function: calcium ion binding. Bases 680 to 1786 code for a protein of 368 amino acids. Lineage: Eukaryota; Metazoa; Priapulida; Priapulimorpha; Priapulimorphida; Priapulidae. The transcript is spliced from 7 exons.
GCCAGUGUCUGUAGAACCCCACAGUACUGAGCCAGUGCCCGUACAUCACCACAGUACCGCGUCUGUGCCCGUACAACGCCGCAGUACCUCGUCCGUGCCUGUACAACACCACAGUACUGAGCCAGUGUCUGUAGAACCCCACAGUACCGAGUCUGUGCCUGUAGAACACCACAGUACCGCGUCUGAGCCUGUACAACACCACAGUACCGAGCCAGUAGCAGAACAUAAUGGCACACCUGAGUCGGUGCUAAAACCGAACUACUAUACGCAGAUUUACGUACCGCGCACCUUUACUACAGGAGGUGACCUGACUACAGUGCUGCCCUCUAUCACUGCGAUCUUGGGCGGGUCAAUCUCACGAGAUGUCGAGUCGUUGACAACGACAGCUGUGUCGAGUUCUGUGAGAAAGAACACUUUUAGUUGGCAAUCGCAAGGGGUUGCAAGCACGCGUGCAGACGUAUCAACGCAGAGAUCUGUGCCAAAGGUAACACGGCCGCAAUCAUCUACCUCGUCCUUAGAAAGCGCGGCAGCAGAAACACAUAGAGGCGGAGUAGAAUUUGUGAGCGAAGCCAGCAAAACCGAAGCACCUGCGUUCGUGUCAGAAGUACCGGUAACAACCUCUAGUUGGGAGACAUUAGCAAUUGAUCCAAGUAGAAAGACUACAUACCGACCUGGGAGAAUGGUGGGCACGACAACUACACGGAACGUCGUUAGUACGACCAGUGGACGUGGGCUCGUCGAGAAGGUUGCGCUAGACAUCGGCAGGAAUCGCCCUGUUUCCUCUUCGCCGCAUCUAGAAGAAGAUAGUACCGCACCUAGCGGACUACCAAUUGAACCGUCAGGUACUGAAGCUGCGGGCAGCUAUAGAGAGAAGGCGGGUGCUGGGGAGUCGCUUCGUCCAAGCAGCGUAGAGCGGAUGUGCUCGCGAGGCGAUGUCUCCAAUUGCCGUGUCUGGAACAGCGAGUGGUGUAGCACAGGAGCUAGUGUGCAAGGAGUGUGCGUGUGCAUGCCGGGCUACGCCCGGAAAGCAACGACGAGCGAGUGCCUAGAGUCGCGUUCGUACACGCUUCUCAUUCGACUCUAUCGAUAUGACGGAAAGCUGUUGCGCUUCACGCGCGUCUACGAAGACACAAACUCCGCAGAAUACAUCAAGAUGAAGAUAUUAUCGGAGAACGCUAUUAGCAGUGCCUACGGGCUACGUGACGCGGUGGCGCAACACUUCCUCGGCGCCGUCGUCGUCGGAUUUCUACCUGGCAGUCUCAUCGUCAACACAACCGUCAGUGUCGCCAGCCGCUCACGAGUGAAAGCCUCAGAUCUCGUCACCGAAUUGCAGCGCUCCCUACUGGCGACAAACAACAGAGUCGGCAGCAGUAAGCUGUUUGUCGCCAGUCCCGUUGACGCCGUGGCUAGGAUCGAAGAUUACGACGAAUGCGCCGACUCUAGUCAAAACGACUGUUCUAAGAACGCAUACUGCCUCAACGAGGACGGUUCCUUCACGUGUGCCUGCGCGAGGGACCACGUCGAUGAAUCACCGGCCCCGGCCAAUCGUCCCGGACGUAUAUGCGUUCCCAGCGGCGAGCUGCAAUGUCCAGCCGCCAACUGCAAUAAUAAUGGACGUUGUCGCCUGAACAAUGGCGUCGAAGACUGCGUGUGUGAAGACUGGUAUAUAGGAGGAAACUGUCAGCUAAAUGUUCGUGUGAUACUCAUAUGUGGUGGCGCCACUAUCGCGGCUCUCACGGUUUUGACACUGCUAGUAUGCGGGUUUUGUUGCUACAGACGACAGUAA